Quercus robur (English oak) is the source of this 547-nucleotide messenger RNA. RefSeq lists its product as uncharacterized. Gene Ontology annotation, biological process: DNA integration. The transcript is spliced from 3 exons. The record is from RefSeq and is a predicted model, not a curated record. Lineage: Eukaryota; Viridiplantae; Streptophyta; Magnoliopsida; Fagales; Fagaceae. Gene Ontology annotation, molecular function: nucleic acid binding. Bases 167 to 547 code for a protein of 126 amino acids.
UUCGGGGACGUCAGGAGAUCAGGAAGAAGAGGUUCUGCCUCAAGAAACUGGAACCGGUUCUGAGCCUGUUAUCCCUGAAGGAAUUGUGAGACCUGUUGAAGUUGCUGACCUUCAUCCAGAGCAAAAGGCUGCAAGUCCUCAGGUUUCUGCAAGUGGUGACGCGGUGAUGGGGGAUGCCUCGAAGGUGGCUGCCUCAGAUCUUGAUUCAAAGCUUUCUUCUUUCCUGGCUCGCUUCGAUCUUUUGGAAUUCAACAGUCUUCCUGCCAGCCACUUUCAUGUCUUUGGGUCUUCUUAUGGCAGCUUCCUGCGCUUCUCUGUUCCUGUGGAGGGCUUGCCGCUGCUAGAGAGCCUGCUCAAGAGUCACGGGGAUUUUACCAGUGGCUUCAGGGGAGGCAUUUUUCUAGGCAAUAUUUUGAUGGAGUUGCUGUACGAUAUACCUGGGGUGCUGGUCUCGGACAACGGGAAGCAAUUCGACAAUGAUGCAUUCAGAGAUUUUUGCUCACAACUGGGGAUCAAGAACCAUUACUCAUCACCCGCCCACCCAUAG